Messenger RNA from Lasiosphaeria miniovina, 1533 nucleotides. RefSeq lists its product as uncharacterized. The coding region runs from base 1 to 1533 and encodes 510 amino acids. Gene Ontology annotation, biological process: steroid biosynthetic process. The record is from RefSeq and is a predicted model, not a curated record. Lineage: Eukaryota; Fungi; Ascomycota; Sordariomycetes; Sordariales; Lasiosphaeriaceae. Gene Ontology annotation, molecular function: 3-beta-hydroxy-Delta5-steroid dehydrogenase (NAD+) activity. The transcript has 3 exons.
AUGUCGGUUGCCGUCGCCGACCAACAUGCUAUUCUGCUUGCCGUAGUCGCGAUUGGCCUAAUUCUAGCGGCGCAUCUCGCCCGCCUCAAUUCGGUCUUGGGAGGAACUCCAAGCGCGAUCCGAAAGAUAGCAGACAACAGCUGGAGCAGAACACUACUCCUGGCCACAUACGAGAGGAUCCAGGCCAACCCCAUCACAACCAAAACUUACGCCGGCCGCAUCCCCCCGAAACUCAAUCGGCGCUACAUCGUCACGGGCGGCUCGGGUCUGGUCGGCGACUAUAUAGUCCAGCAGCUCCUCCAGCGCGGCCAGCGCCCGGACUCAGUCCGCAUCGUCGACUACCGAGCGCCUAGACGGGGCAAGCAACCGCAUGUUGGUGAUCUGGCUGCCAGGGUUGGCUUUGUCCAGGCCGAUAUCUCGUCUGCAGAUUCCACCGACCUUGCUUUUUCUAAGCCGUGGGAUCCGCCCGUUGCCAGUCUUCCCCUUACCGUCUUCCACACGGCCGCUGUCAUCGUGCCAUCAGACAGGUCCAAGCUCACAUAUGCCUUCUGCGAGGCCGUCAACGUCAAGGGGACACAGCACGUGCUGGACGCUGCUCGGCGGGCGGGCGCCGAUGUCUUGGUCUCCACCACUUCGGCCAGCAUAAGCAUCCGUCCUGUCGAGUUCUGGGGCGCACCGUGGAAGAUCUGGUCGCGCUCAGAGUCACGAUGGCCGGCCCACUACUGGCAAACACUCGACGAGCGAGAUUUCUUCGCGCCUCUACGCGCCCACGAUGGCUACUAUUCCAACUACGCAGUCUCCAAGGCCGCAGCCGAGCGCAUCGUCUGUGGAGCCAAUAGUCCUGGGCUCCGUACUGGGUGCAUCCGCCCCGCGAACGGCAUCUACGGCUGCUCAAACUUCUCUGACAAUACUGUCGGGGGCCCUCUCAACAUAGAGCUCUUGCCCGAAUGGUCAAGCCACUCUGUGCAGUCGUUUGUCCACGGGUCCAACGCCGCCAUCGCUCAUCUCGACCUCGAGGCAGUUCUGGCAAACCCGGAUUCAUCCGCGGCGCCACAAGCAGGCAGGCCGUUUGUAGUCACCGACCCAAACCCGCCGAUCCCCUAUGGUAGCCUGUACCGCCUAGUUGGGACCCUCGCCGACACGCCGUUCCAGACCGUGCACGUGCCACCUAUUCUAAUGCUCCUAGUCUGUCACGCUGUCGAGUGGUAUAUCCUCCUCCACGCUCGCUUCCCACUCGCCAGGAAAGUCUUGCCCCCUAUCACGGGCGACGUCAAGCACGUUCAGCCGGCACUGUCAUCCAUCUGCACCCACCUCGUCGCGUCUAACGCGGUGGCCGGUCAGCCCGUUGCCGCCGGCGGGCUCGGAUACUCGGGAGUCGUCACUACGCUCGAGGGCAUGGCGCAAGAGAUGGUGUGGUGGAACCACGCACAUGCCAGCGCUCGCGCUGCCGGCGAGACCAAGGUCUACCAGAGCAGCGUGUCGCUGGCUGAAGAGAUCCAGAGGGCCGCUGGCGUGGGUGCCAAUGCCAGUUAA